AUGGCGGCUGUUUUGAGCAGUGUUUACAUUUUCGCCGUCAAUUUGUUGUUAACUCUCGUCACGAGCAAGUCAAUUUACGAAGAAAGAUAUCACGACCAGUAUAUUGACCACUUUAACUAUGCGAGCAAUCGUAAUCAGACUUUUAAACAACGGUAUUUGAUAAACGGCUCAAUCUUCUCAAUGAGGACAAUGUUUUAUAUUCAACCCUACAGUUAUGGUGGCAUGUUAAGUGCAUAUAUGAGAUUUAAAUAUCCUAAUCUUGUUAAUGGUGCCAUUGCUUCCAGUGCACCUAUCUACCUUGUAUCCAACCAGUCUUCUAGAGACUUCUUCUUCCAAGAUGUUACAAAGGAUUUUUCUCUUGCCAAUAAGCAGUGUCCAUCUGGUGUAAAACAAGGAUUCCAAAGAAUUGAAGAUCUAGUUAACUCUGGUCCUUCCGGUCUGUAUUACAAUGGCACUAAAGGUUCCUUAAAAUGUUUUGAUGUUGACACUGAAUUUGUAGAAUGUGCUGACCCUACAGGAUGUGGAGUAGGCCCUGAUAGCAUGGCAUGGGAUUACCAGGCGUGUACAGAGAGCAUGAUGCCUGCUGGCAGUAAUGGGAAAACUGAUAUGUUUCCUGAUUUGCCAUUCACUUUAAAAAUGAGAGAUGAAUACUGUGAAAAGAAAUGGAAUAUUGUACCACGGAAUGAUUGGUUAAAUGUCCACCUUUGGGGAAAAGAUAUAUUAACUGCAAGUAAUAUUGUGUUUGCUAAUGGUAGUUUGGAUCCCUGGAGGAGAGGUGGUGUACUGUCUUCACUAUCUGACUCAUUGAUUGCUAUUCUAAUUGAUGGUGGUGCCCAUCACUUAGAUCUGAGAGAAGCCAAUCCUUUAGAUCCUCGAUCUGUGAUUCAUGCUCGACAGGAAGAAGUAAAAUACAUACAGAAGUGGAUUGAACAAUUCCAAUAACAGUUUAUGUUGUUAUGCAACACCAAAUAAUUACGAAAUAUGGAAUAAUACACGGUUUAAUACUCUUCAUAUUGUUGUUACAAUUAAGUUUUUUAAAACAAAUUAUUUGUGGUCACUGCCAUUGCUGAGUUGAGUUGAGAUUAGUUGAUAGGGACACUAUUUUAUAUCAUGGCCAAAAUGAAUAACUUGAUUUAUAGUUUUUGAUGAAAGUAACUACAUAUUAAAAAACUUCGAUAUAAAUUGUAAAUUGCAUUGAAUUAUUUCAUCUCCAGGGGGUAUAUUCUUCAGAACAAAUUAACUUUCCACAUAAAUUUGAACAGGUACAUUAAACCAUGAGUAAUUUAAUGAUUUAAGAGUGUAAACAGAUAAUGUAUCAUGAACCAGUUUCUGAACAAAUGCAAAUACUGAUUUAAUAAAUUUGAUA
Molecule: messenger RNA, 1366 nt
Organism: Saccoglossus kowalevskii
Lineage: Eukaryota; Metazoa; Hemichordata; Enteropneusta; Harrimaniidae
Product: dipeptidyl peptidase 2-like
Biological process (GO): proteolysis
Molecular function (GO): serine-type exopeptidase activity; dipeptidyl-peptidase activity
Source: RefSeq, a predicted model, not a curated record